Messenger RNA from Benincasa hispida (wax gourd), 932 nucleotides. RefSeq lists its product as uncharacterized. The record is from RefSeq and is a predicted model, not a curated record. NCBI's taxonomy places the organism in Eukaryota, Viridiplantae, Streptophyta, Magnoliopsida, Cucurbitales, Cucurbitaceae.
GGGGGGAAAAAGGACUUUUAUUUGCACAAUUUCCACAUAGAUAACUUCCCUUUCCCUUUUUUCCCCAUCAUUUUUAUAUCCCAUUUCUUUGCAUCCAAACACGCCGCUGUUCUCUCUCCUCUGUUGCAAAAUCAGAUCCGUUCCAACUCCGCCGUAAGCACCGCCAUGAGCAAACCCCACGGCCACCACCCGCCGUCCGGCCGCACGAACUUGGCCUCCUGUAUAGUCGCCACGGUCUUCUUAAUCUUCCUCGUCAUCAUCGUCCUCAUCGUCUUCUUCACCGUCUUCAAGCCUCAGGAUCCGAAGAUCGCCGUUUCCGCCGUCCAGUUGCCAUCCUUCUCCGUCGCCAACGGCAGUAUCAAUUUCACUUUCUCUCAGUACGUCUCCGUCAGAAACCCUAACAAAGCCUCUUUCUCUCACUACGACAGCUCGCUUCAGCUCCUCUACUCCGGUUCUCAAAUAGGAUUCAUGUUCAUUCCCGCCGGUAAAAUCGACGCGGGUCAGACGCAGUACAUGGCAGCGACAUUCUCCGUCCAGUCAUUUUCGUUGGCCGCUCCAGUCGCCGCCGUUGGAGCUGGACCGACCUUCUCGGAGGGAAUGAACGGGUACAGAAUCGGACCGACGCUGGAGAUUGAAUCGAAGAUGGAUAUGGUGGGUAGGGUUAGGGUAUUGCACUUCUUCACACACCAUGUGGAAGUCACAUCGAGUUGCAGAGUCGCCAUUGCUGUAAGUGAUGGAUCUGUGUUAGGUUUCCAUUGCUAAUUCUUCUUCUUCUUGUUUGCCUCUGGAAAAUUUGGUCAGUUGAGUGUUGAAAUUCUCAUACUCUUUAAGUGUAAAAAAGAAAAAAAAAAAAAUCUCAAAAGAUCUUGAGCUCUUUCUGUGUCUCCCUUGAGUAAUUUGUGCAAUUGAAUUGCAGAGUGAUUCUGAUCUUA